ACAGCCACCUGAUUGUGUGUAAUUCAUUAACGACACGUUUCUGUAGCAGGAGAGGAUGUCGAUUAUAAGGAUUCGGUUCAAUUUAUUGCUCCAGCGGUAGGGUAUAGCUCAACACUGGAACAGCGAGCUUUUUUUUCACGGUUCAGGGCUACUUCCUGGUGCGGCAGAAAGAGGCAGUGCUGAGUUAAAGAGACAGAAAUAGAGAUAGAAAUUGAGAUAGAAAUAUAGAGAGUGGAGAAGAAGGAGUGGGAGAGGAGCAGUAGGCUGGAUUACAGAAGCAGCCCGCUCCACUCUUUGUGUGUAUUUAUAGACUUCUUUUAACGAUUUUUUAUUUAUAACGUAUACAUAUUUAUUGGAUAUUUUUUACCUCUAAGGUUCGGCGUGUAGAGAGGUUCGGAACAAAAUUGUGAGAGGGAUCUUUUUUUUUUCGCAGCGACGGAGGAACCGUCGCACGGAUAUUUUUUUUUUUGCACCGUUUGGGUUUUUUUUAAAACAAAUAUAUAUAUAUAUUCUACAUAGUAUAGUUUUUAUUUUUGUUACUCUAUUUCUUGUAAGACAAAAAAAAGCGAAAAUAGCGGAAGAUGGGUUGUUUAGGCAACAGCAAAACUGAAGAUCAACGCAUCGACGAAAAAGCACAACGAGAAGCGAAUAAAAAAAUAGAAAAACAGUUGCAAAAAGAAAGACAGGCGUACAAAGCCACGCAUCGACUGCUUUUACUGGGAGCUGGGGAGUCCGGAAAGAGCACUAUUGUCAAACAGAUGCGGAUCCUACACGUCAAUGGAUUUAAUGCAGAAGAAAAGAAACAGAAAAUCCAGGACAUUCGAAAAAAUGUAAAGGAUGCCAUAGUGACUAUAGUUUCGGCGAUGAGCACUUUAAUACCUCCAGUCCCGUUAGGCAAUCCAGACAACCAGUUCAGAAUGGACUACAUCAAAAGUAUAGCGCCUCUCUCGGACUUCGACUAUACACAGGAGUUCUUUGAGCAUGCGAAGAAGCUAUGGGAUGAUGAAGGAGUUAAGGCGUGCUUUGAGAGAUCGAAUGAGUACCAGCUCAUUGACUGUGCACAGUACUUUUUGGACAGAAUUGACUCAGUAAGACAGAAUGACUACACACCAACAGAUCAGGACUUGCUUCGAUGCAGAGUUUUGACAUCAGGGAUUUUUGAAACACGAUUUCAAGUAGACAAAGUUAAUUUCCACAUGUUUGAUGUGGGCGGUCAAAGAGAUGAAAGGAGAAAAUGGAUACAGUGCUUUAACGAUGUCACGGCUAUUAUCUUCGUUGUGGCCAGCAGCAGCUACAACAUGGUAAUAAGGGAAGACAACAACACGAACAGGCUACGAGAGGCGCUGGAUCUUUUCAGAAGUAUCUGGAACAACAGGUGGUUACGGACCAUUUCAGUCAUCUUGUUCCUGAAUAAACAAGACAUGCUUGCUGAGAAGGUAUUAGCAGGGAAGUCCAAAAUUGAAGACUACUUUCCUGAAUACACGCGUUACACCAUACCAAAUGAAGCAACCCCCGAGCCUGGUGAAGACCCCAGAGUGACAAGGGCAAAGUUUUUCAUCCGGGAUGAGUUCCUUAGGAUCAGCACAGCCAGUGGCGAUGGCAGACAUUACUGCUACCCUCACUUCACCUGCGCGGUCGACACAGAAAACAUCCGCAGAGUCUUCAACGACUGUCGAGACAUCAUUCAGAGAAUGCACCUGCGCCAGUACGAACUGUUAUGAUUGGGAACAUCUUGGAACCUGUGGUUUUUAAUUCUGUGUUCCUCUCUCUGAAACAAACUAGCCCACACAGGGAGGAAGAGUACUAAUGAAGUGUGUCAAAUCUUCUUUGUUUUUAUUUAAGCCAUUCUCAACCCCAAUUUUUUUUUUGGAAAGGAGGGUUUGGGGGCUAAGUUGUGUGUGCUUUGUUUUCCAUUUGCUUGUUUCAUCAUUUCCUUUCUUGUCAUUCCACUAAGCCUUUGGCUACCUCUGUGUUGCGUUCUUCUUUCCUUUUCUCUGGGCCUCCGGUGGUUUGUUUUGUUCUUGCUGUUGCUGUGUCAGGCCUCGGCCUGCUGACCUUGCCGGCGGGCUAGCGCUGUAGUACAGUACAUCCGUAUGUACAGUACGCGUCGAUCUCCGAGCAGGUUGGCGUUCGCGCGGUGCUCGUCUCUCUCUCCGAGCGGCACCGCCUUCAGACCAAUCCCUGUGUGGGUUUCUGCUGUUCUGUUUUCAACACUGAAGAGUACUUGAUGGGAAAAAAAUGAUAUAAUGCACUUUGCAUCAGGUUACUUAAUACCGCUGAGGAAGUAUACACACAAUGUAGCACCACAAUAUUUAUUACUCUGUCACAGUUUUUAGCGUUCCGAGUUGCAGGUCGACUGAGAAAUAACUGACCUCCUCUUUUAGGCCGUUGAAAGGCACAGACGUAGAGUAGAUAAAAGAGGCACGGUGAAGACGAGAAGCAAUUUUUUCUGAGGUUUUUUGGGGCUAAAAGUCUCUGUGCACCUCAGGCCUUGAGCAGUCGCUGCUUUCAGCCUAUUGUGUCUAGUAAGAAAAACUACCACACUCACUUUGAUCUGUCCACAGAUGAUCCUUUUAGCUUAGAUCUUCUUGGACAAUAGUCCUAUAUAUAAAUAUAUAUAUUAUAUAUUUUUUUUGUUCAUUUUUUUUUGUUCUACUGCUGGUUUAUUAUCUUGUACAGACUGUAAAAUGUAAUAUUAUUUUGUACAACUUUAUUGAAAAAAGAUACUUGUAGAAGAUCUUUGUGCCUUGAUUAUGGCUGUACCUGUAAAAUGAGCUAAGAUGUAAGUAUGUUUCUGAUUGUGCUGUACAGCUUGAUGUCAGCCCUAUCUGCAGGAGUGACCGCAGGUAGGGACUUUCUCUGUAGAGUUUAGUUUUUUUUCUGGUUUAUAAAAAAAGGAAAUGCUCUUUAGUAAAAAAAAAAAUCCUGUAUAAAUUAUGCAAAUUAACCACUUACCUACAGUGAUGACCAGAUGUUGCAGCGACAUGCCUUUAUUUUUUUCAUUUUCUUUUUGAUUCUCAGCUUUAAAACAUUUGAAUCCAUUGAAGUGUCCAAAUUGCAACCUGGUGUUGUUUUACUAGGAACCAAGUUUUUCCGAUAUGAAGUAUGUGUGAGAUAUACACACGUGUCUGUGUGUGUGCAUGUGUAUAUUUAAACAUACAUAUACUCACACAGCUGCAUUAUGUAUAUGUUAAUGCGUCUUUGUGCAUGUGUGUGUGUGUGUAUAUAUAUACACAUGCAUACACAAAUACAGGAAUGAAUGAGAGUGUGUUUGGUAAUUCUUUGGUCAUUCAUAGACCUUCACAAUUGCACAGGCAUAUUGUGAAUGUGUAAGCACCAUUAGAUAGGCUCUUAAGUCCUUGUACCAACAGCAGCUUUUAUUGUGCAAGUAAAUAGUAAGAGAGAAAAAUAAGGUGUAAACCCUUGUGUCUGGCCUGAGAGAAUUACAAAAUGACAUUUUUAUUUCUCUUUUAAUAAAGAGGCACAUUAGAAGACUUUGUUUUAUUUUAAAUAAUCAUAUAAUUGAAAAGUGUGAAUAUUUCUUGAACUUGAAUAAUUUAUGCAAAUUACAUUUCUCAGAAUAAGUUGUGGUACACUGCGAUUUAAAGAAAAAAAGCAAAAAUUGCUUUAGCAAUAAGGCAUGUCCUUUUUUAGUAACUAUUACACUGCUUUAUAUUUUAUACAUAGGUGUUUUAUGUCUCUGUGAGUAUAUCAUUUUCAUGUGUCCGAGAUAACCUGUACAAUUUGUACAAUGUUUAAAAUUACAGUUGCAAUAACAGAAACCCA
Molecule: messenger RNA, 3786 nt
Organism: Lepisosteus oculatus (spotted gar)
Lineage: Eukaryota; Metazoa; Chordata; Actinopteri; Semionotiformes; Lepisosteidae
Product: guanine nucleotide binding protein (G protein), alpha activating activity polypeptide, olfactory type
Biological process (GO): adenylate cyclase-activating dopamine receptor signaling pathway; sensory perception of chemical stimulus
Cellular component (GO): heterotrimeric G-protein complex
Molecular function (GO): GTPase activity; G-protein beta/gamma-subunit complex binding; GTP binding
Source: RefSeq, a predicted model, not a curated record